Messenger RNA from Gasterosteus aculeatus aculeatus (three-spined stickleback), 2278 nucleotides. NCBI's taxonomy places the organism in Eukaryota, Metazoa, Chordata, Actinopteri, Perciformes, Gasterosteidae. The record is from RefSeq and is a predicted model, not a curated record.
CUCUCUCGCUGUGUCCGGGCCCGGUGGCGUGUGCCUGCUGUGUUUACUGUUCACCUUCUGCCCAGAGUCAGAGCCCCCGAGCUGCUACAACCGGAGCCACCAUGUCCAAACCGCUGUCCGACCACGAUAGAAAGAAACAGAUUUCCGUGCGAGGACUCGCCGGCGUCGAAAACAUUUCGGCGUUGAAGCAAGAUUUCAACAGGCAUCUCCACUUCACGCUGGUCAAGGACAGAAAUGUGGCCACCAGGAGGGAUUACUACUUCGCCCUGGCCCACACUGUGCGGGAGCACUUGAUUGGCAGGUGGAUCCGAACUCAGCAGCACUACUAUGAGAAAGACCCCAAACGAGUGUACUACAUCUCCCUUGAGUUCUACAUGGGCCGCACCCUCCAAAACACCAUGGUGAACCUCGCGUUGGAGAACGCCUGUGAUGAGGCCAUGUACCAGUUGGGUCUGGACAUGGAGGAGCUGGAAGACAUGGAGGAGGACGCUGGUCUGGGAAAUGGUGGCCUGGGACGUCUUGCUGCCUGCUUCCUGGACUCCAUGGCUUCCCUAGGUCUGGCUGGCUAUGGUUACGGCAUUCGCUAUGAAUUUGGUAUCUUCAAUCAAAAAAUUGUCGACGGCUGGCAGGUGGAGGAGGCUGAUGAUUGGCUGCGCUAUGGCAACCCCUGGGAGAAAGCGCGCCCCGAGUACAUGCGUCCUGUGCGCUUCUACGGCAGGACCGAGCAUCACUCCGAUGGCGUUAAAUGGGUUGACACUCAGGUGGUGCUGGCGUUGCCUUAUGACACCCCCAUCCCCGGCUACAGAAACAACGUUGUCAACACCAUGAGGCUGUGGUCAGCGAAGGCUCCGUGCGACUUUAACCUUAAAGACUUCAAUGUUGGCGGCUACAUUCAGGCCGUUCUGGACAGAAACCUGGCCGAGAACAUCUCCCGCGUGCUGUAUCCCAACGACAACUUCUUUGAAGGGAAGGAGCUCCGUUUGAAGCAGGAAUACUUCGUGGUGUCUGCCACCCUGCAAGACAUCAUCCGUCGUUUCAAGGUCUCCAAGUUUGGCUCCAGGGAAAUUGCUCGCACGGACUUCAGCAAACUGCCUGACAAGGUCGCCAUCCAGCUGAACGACACCCACCCGGCCAUGGCCAUUCCCGAGCUGAUGAGGGUCCUGGUUGAUGAGGAGAAACUCGAUUGGGACACGGCUUGGGACAUCUGCGUGCGCACCUGCGCCUACACCAACCACACCGUCCUCCCAGAAGCUCUGGAGCGCUGGCCGGUGGACCUGUUCGCUCAUCUGCUGCCUCGCCACCUGGAAAUCGUCUAUGAGAUCAACCGCCGCCAUCUGGAGAAAGUUGCGGCCCGGUACCCCGGUGAUAAUGAGCGCCUCGGCCGCAUGUCCCUCAUUGAGGAAUGUGGCCAGAAGAGGAUCAACAUGGCCCAUUUGUGCAUUGUGGGAUCCCAUGCAGUCAACGGAGUGGCACGUAUACACUCCGACAUCCUCAAAGCUACUGUUUUCAAGGACUUCUAUGAAAUGGAGCCGCAUAAGUUCCAAAACAAGACCAACGGCAUCACUCCUCGCCGCUGGCUGGUCAUGUGCAACCCGGGGCUGGCUGAGGUCAUCGCCGAGAGAAUUGGCGAGGACUUCAUUCGUGACCUCGACCAGCUGCAGCGUCUCCGCGAGUUUGUGAACGACGAGGCUUUCAUUCGCGAUGUCGCCAAAGUGAAGCAGGAAAACAAGUUGAAGUUUGCUGUUCACCUGGAGGAGCACUACAAGGUGAAGAUCAACCCCAACUCCAUGUUCGACCUUCAAGUCAAGAGGAUCCACGAGUACAAGCGACAGCUGCUCAACUGUCUGCACAUCAUCACCUACUACAACCGCAUAAAGAAGGAGCCCAACAAGCAGUGGACUCCAAGAACUGUCAUGAUUGGAGGAAAGGCCGCUCCUGGCUACCACACGGCCAAGAUGAUAAUCCGUCUGAUCACAGCCAUUGGCGAGGUGGUCAACAACGAUCCUGUGGUCGGAGAUCGUCUUAAGGUCAUCUUUCUGGAGAACUACAGAGUGACACUGGCAGAGAGAGUCAUCCCCGCAUCCGACCUGUCAGAGCAGAUUUCCACAGCUGGCACUGAGGCCUCUGGCACCGGCAACAUGAAGUUCAUGUUGAACGGCGCUCUGACCAUCGGCACCAUGGACGGAGCGAACGUCGAGAUGGCCGAGGAGGCCGGCGACGGCAACCUCUUCAUCUUCGGCAUGUUGGUUGAUGACGUCGAGGCGCUUGAUAAGAAAGG